AUGUCACCUCGACUGGAGUUAGCUGGGCAAUUCUUUGGUGGACAAGGUCACUUUCCCCCUCGACAAUCCAGCCUUGAUCAAACAAAAGCAGCAGGCGAGGGCGCCCAGGCUUCAAACGUCAAGGUGGGAGCGCCAUCCACUUCUCCCGAGAAACAACCUGCCUUGAGCUCUACAAGCGUGCACAGGAGAUCACUUGUAGAAGAGCCAGCGCUAACUCGGCGCUCGUCCACGUCGACUUUACCUCCCCCACCAGAACCAGAGCCUGAUCAACCUUUCGACUUUCAUCGGUUCCUGGAACAACUGCGACAUCGUACUGCUGACCCAGUGGCCAAGUUCCUACGUUCGUUUCUCAAUGAGUUUGGGAAACGGCAGUGGAUGGUUCAUGAGCAAGUUAAGAUCAUCAGUGAUUUUCUAGCUUUCAUUACUAAUAAGAUGGCCAUGUGUGAAGUUUGGCGUGACGUCUCGGACGGCGAGUUCGACAAUGCUAAAGAAGGGAUGGAAAAGCUCGUCAUGAACAGACUGUAUUCGCAAACAUUUUCCCCGGCUAUUCCCUCCCCGCCCACCAUUCCAAGAAGUACAAGUCGGAGCAAACGAAGAGAAAUGGAGAGGCUCCAUGGUCCCUGGAGGCGCGGUCAGCACCAGGAAGAUAUUGAGCGGGAUGAGGUGCUGGCCCAGAAGAUCCGUAUUUAUAGUUGGGUAAGAGAGGCGCAUCUUGACAUACCACCAGUCGGCUCCCAUGGUCGUCGCUUCUUAACUCUCGCCCAACAAGAACUGUCGAAGAUUAACAGCUACCGGGCACCCCGCGAUAAGGUCAUUUGUAUCUUGAACUGCUGCAAGGUCAUCUUCGGUCUACUGAAGAAUUCGAAAUCAUCUGAUACUUCAGCCGACUCAUUUAUACCCCUUCUAAUUUAUGUGGUGCUACAUGCCAAUCCCGAGCAUUUGGUCUCUAACAUUCAAUAUAUCCUUCGCUUCCGCAAUCAAGACAAGCUCGGAGGAGAGGCCGGAUACUACUUGUCCUCACUGUCUGGCGCCAUCCAGUUUAUUGAGACUCUGGACAGGACGAGCUUAACAGUGAGUGACGAAGACUUCGAGCGGAAUGUUGAAGCUGCCGUCUCGGCCAUCGCCCAACAAAAUCGCGAAUCGGAGUCGAUAGAGCCGAAGUCGACCCAACGAUCACAGUCUACACCAAGGUCUUCGGUGGAUGUCCCACGGGGCCGGAGAGAGACAACACAAUCCAACGAUGAAGACAACGCUCCAGUAGCCGGGCUCCUGCGUACUAUCCAGAAGCCGCUUUCUACCAUUGGAAGGAUUUUCUCUGACGAGCCAGAUUCGCCAGAGGAACGACGGACACACUCAGCGACAACCUCACCGGAUGCUGCUGUUCGACAGGCUAGUGCAGAGGACGCCGAAGCACGGAGGAUACAACGUGUUGAGCACAACAAUAUGGUGGAGACGUUAUCAAACAUGUUCCCAAAUCUAGACCGCGACGUCAUUGAUGAUGUUGUCAAGAUGAAGGAGGGGAGGGUUGGUCUAGCAGUAGACGCAUGUCUUGCUCUUAGUGCUGAGUAA
Aspergillus oryzae RIB40 is the source of this 1569-nucleotide messenger RNA. Its product is annotated as guanine nucleotide exchange factor VPS9. The transcript has 6 exons. Gene Ontology annotation, molecular function: ubiquitin binding; small GTPase binding; guanyl-nucleotide exchange factor activity. Gene Ontology annotation, biological process: vesicle-mediated transport. Gene Ontology annotation, cellular component: endocytic vesicle; cytosol. Lineage: Eukaryota; Fungi; Ascomycota; Eurotiomycetes; Eurotiales; Aspergillaceae. Bases 1 to 1569 code for a protein of 522 amino acids. The record is from RefSeq and is a predicted model, not a curated record.